AUGCAUCUAGAGAAGAAUGUGUUUGACAACAUAGUUGGAACAUUGUUGGAGAUGCCGAAGAAGACUAAAGAUGGUCUGCAAUCAAGGAUGGACCUAGUCGAGAUGGGAAUCAGGGAAGAGUUACACCCUCAAGAAGGAGAAAAGAAUGGCAAAGUAUAUCUUCCACCAGCCUGUUUCACACUGACACCUGAGGAGAAGAAGUCAUUUUGCAACUCACUCCGUGAUGUCAGAGUGCCCAUAGGUUUCUCAUCAAACAUCAGUCGACUAGUUUCAAUGAAAGAUUUGUGGGUAUCUGGUUAUAAUUCACACGACUGCCAUGUCUUGCUCACCAUGUUUCUUGCAAUUGCAAUAAGGGCCAUAAAACCGAAGCAUUUAAAGGUUGCUAUCACAAGGUUGUGCUACUUUUUCAACACAGUGUCACAGAAGGUCAUUAGUCUCGAAGAGUUAGGAAAUCUCCGUAUAUUCGCACAUGAGACACAGUGCCAACUUGAGAUGUGUUUCCCUCUGUCAUUUUUUGAUAUGAUGGAGCACCUCAUUGUUCACAUAGUGCCACAGAUGGUUGCGCUUGGCCCAUUGUACCUCCAUCAAAUGUGGUCAUACGAGCGUUACAUGGCGGUUCUGAAGGGUUACGUCCGAAAUCGUGCACAUCCAGAGGGAUCAAUGGUUGAGGGCUAUAGUACUGAAGAGGUUGUCGAGUGUUGUAUCGAUUACCUCAAAGAUGGAUAUGCAAUUGGAGUACCUGUGCCCCGACACGAGGGCAGGUUGAGUGGCAGGGGAACGAAAGGAAAGAAGAGAUUCGUCACCCAUGAUCACAAAUCAUUCCAAGAAGCUCACUUCAGCGUGCUUCAUCAGUUUGCUAUCGUUGAGCCGUACAUCGAUCAACAUAUCGAACUAAUACGAGCUAACAAUAAAGGUCGCACCACCGAGUGGAUAAUGAAAGAACACAAGCGUCUCUUCAUAGAUUGGUUGCGAGACCUAGACUUACCUGAGGGACAAACUACCAAUGAAAUAACUAUGAAGCGGUUGGCUUGUGGUCCAUCAACUAUAGUAAAUUCUUGGCAGGGAUAUGACAUUAAUGGAUACUCGUUUAGCACAAGAGCCCGAGAUAAUAAGACCUGUACGCAAAACAGCGGUGUCCAUGUGGAAGCAAUUGAUGAAGCCGGGGAAAAACAAUCAUACUUCGGGUUUAUUGAAGAAAUAUGGGAAAUCGACUAUGGGCACACAAUGCAAUUCCCCAUAUUUAAGUGCCAGUGGGUAAAAUACCCGAACGGGGUCAAUGUUGAUAAGUUUGGUCUUACUGUUGUUGACCUGGCGAGUGUGGGUCACAAGGAUGACCCUUGGGUACUCACCAAUCGCGUAGCACAAGUGUUUUAUGUGAAAGACCCUUCAAAUUUGAAGAAAGAUAUAGUGUUACCAUGGAAACAAAAGAUAUUGGGAGUGGAUGGGGUUGAAGAUGUCGAAGAUUACAACCAAUAUGAUAGUAUGCCACUUUAUAGUAAGUUUGUACAGAAGAUUAAGAAUGUCGAGACAUCUACUCAGAAGACCGUGAAGCCUUACAUGCGCACGGACGGUGUGGGCAAAAAUGUUAAAGGGUAA
Messenger RNA from Oryza sativa Japonica Group (Japanese rice), 1596 nucleotides. NCBI's taxonomy places the organism in Eukaryota, Viridiplantae, Streptophyta, Magnoliopsida, Poales, Poaceae. The record is from RefSeq and is a predicted model, not a curated record.